Molecule: messenger RNA, 1615 nt
Organism: Magnolia sinica
Lineage: Eukaryota; Viridiplantae; Streptophyta; Magnoliopsida; Magnoliales; Magnoliaceae
Product: putative pentatricopeptide repeat-containing protein At1g53330
Exons: 1
Coding region: 107-1513 (468 amino acids)
Molecular function (GO): protein binding
Source: RefSeq, a predicted model, not a curated record
ACGAAUAUGGGUUUGAAAAUCGAUGCACUUCGCGUUGUUUGUGCGAAAUUCGAACUCGGCGCAUAUCAGAAGCCCGUAACGUCUCUCUCUACGCGCGCUCAUAUCCAUGCUCUCUGCUUUCUUACAAAUGGGGAAAAAUCUCAAAACCGUUUCUCCAUUCCGCUUCUCCUCUUUCCUCCGCCUCGAAGAAGACCCAGUCCUAGCUCUCCGCCUCUUCCAAAACCCUAACCCUAGUUCCCCAAAACCUUUCCGCCACAGCGCGCUCUCCUAUGACCUCAUCAUCUCCAAGCUCGCCCGUGCCAAGCUCUUCCCCGACAUGGAACAGAUCCUCCUCCAGAUGAAGCAGCAGCGGCACCGCUUCGUCCCCAAAGAAUCCCUCUUCUGCCACGUCAUUUCCUCCUACGGCCGCUCCCGCAUGCCCGGCCCCGCCCUCCACACCUUCGACCAGAUCCCUUCCUUCGGCUCCUUAAGGACUAUCAGAUCUCUCAAUUCCCUUCUCAGUGCGCUCUUGGCUUGUAGAGAAUUCGAAAAGAUUCGUGAAUUUUAUCUAGAUCUUGAUCAGUACGCGGUUCCCGAUGCAUGCACCUACAAUAUUCUGAUUAACGCUUGCUGUUUGAAUAAGUCGUUGUGUGAUGCUUGGAACAUGUUCGAUGAAAUGCGUAGAAGGGGAAUUCAGCCGAAUGUCAUUACUUUCGGAACUUUGAUCUCCGCCCUUUGUGCGAAUUCGAUGUUAGAUGAAGCUUUUCGGCUGAAAGAGGAUAUGAUACGAGUGUUCCACGUGAAACCAAAUGUUUUUAUCUACACUUCGCUGAUCAAAGGCCUUUGCCAGAUGAAUGAGUUGGAUUUGGCUUUUAAGCUUAAGGAUGAGAUGUUGUCGGAUGAGACGGUUGCAUUGGACUCAGCGGUUUAUUCGACUCUGAUUAGUGGGCUUUUCAAAGUAGGUCGUAAGGGAGAGAUCGUUGGAAUUUUGGAGGAGAUGAGGGGGAAUGGAUGUAAGCCUAAUACAGUGUCUUACAAUGCAUUGAUUGCAGGAUUUUGUGGUGAAAAAGAAUUUGAUUCUGCGUUUGCAGUCUUGGAUGUGAUGAGGGAGGAGGGAUGUAAACCAGAUGUCUUUAGUUAUAAUGUGAUUAUUGCAGGCCUUUGUAAGGAGGCUAGGUUGAGAGAUGCAUGUGAUUUGUUUGAGGAUAUGCCAAGGCGGGGUUGUUUUCCUGAUGUUGUAUCUUAUCGGACGCUCUUUGAUGGAUUAUGCAAUGGGAAGGAAUUUAAGGAAGCAGCACAAACUUUGGAUGAGAUGUUGUUCAAGGGACAUAAGCCUCGUGCUGUAAGUGUACAAAAGUUUGUAGAGGGGUUGUGUAAGGAAGGGAUUGUUGAGCUGUUGGGGUCAGUUUUGAAUAGUUUGAUGAAAGGAAAUGCUAUCGAUAUUGAUACAUGGAAAAUGGUGAUUGGCAUUGUGUGCCACAAGUCUGAGCUGUUGAAGACAUGUGCGGUUGUUGAUAGUUUGAGAAUGGCAUAAGUAAGAAUACUAUUUUCCAAUCAUCUCUAAAGGUUAAAUCUGCUGACCUAUUAAAAUUAUAGUAGCACCAUUUAAUUGGUAAUUUCUUGCAUGAGGGUUUUA